AUGUUUUCUAACGCUCUGAUCUUCUUGAUCACCCUUGCGCUCGCAUUCUCCUCUAUCCUCACCUCUAUCAUCUCUUCUAUCCGCGCCAUCCCCAUUCCUUCUAUCCGCCCUAUCACGAUGCCUUCUCUACCUACCCUACUAUCUCCCCUAGUCACCCCCCUCUACUCUUCUUCCGCCGUCAUCAUCACCCCUCUUCUUACCGGUUCUCUCAUCGCUAUCGGGCGCGUCCUAGGAUGGCCCUCCUUCUCCGAGUUCAUUCCCUUUGUGCUGGGACUUGUCACGUACCUUUUCAAGGUUCACCCUGCACUCGGGUUUGUUUUCGUUACCUUCUUCUCUCUCUUCGCGUUCGCGGCUCUAGGUAUAUCUGAAGAUGCUGACGUCUCUACGUGGUUGGUGAUCCCCUGGCUCAUCGCGCAGGCUGGCCUGUGGAUGUAUACAUCCUACGGUUGGUAUGCUUGGUGGGCUGCAUCUAUCGCUAUCGCCAUCAAGAACUACGGCAUGUCGCCUCCUGUCUGGUGUAUCCCACAGAUCCUCACUUGCCUGUGUCUCAAGCAACUGUGGUCUUAUUUCAACGAGGAACACAUUCGUCAGUUUGGCUAUCGCCAUUCUCCGGAUUGUGUGACUUACCUUUACAAUGAGCUUCAGAAGCUUGAGUGGGGUGUUAACAUCUACGAACUCAAGGAUCUUUGCCUCCAAUGGAGAGACUGGUUUGUGGCUCUUGUUCGUCGAGUCGCAGAACAGUUCACUGCUCGUCCUAACCCCCCCGCUCGCCCUACCCCUACCCCUACCCCUCCCGCUCGCCCUGUUUCUCCCGCUCUCCCUGUCUCCUCCGCUCUCUCUCAGCCAACCCCGCUGCUGUAUCCCGAUGGUAGCAUAGUUCCUCGUGAGCAGACCAUUACUUACGAGCCUAUCGAACCUGAGGCCUUCUCCAGCAUGCAGAGAGUGCACCGCCCCUUCCUACCUAGGACUGCCAGCGGCAAGUACGCCUACAACCAAUGGUUGAAAGAGAAGAGCAAACAGCGACGUGAAGCACCUAUGAACUACCCGCCAAUUCUUCGUUCUACCGAUAGGCCCAUUGCUUCCGCUCGGCCUUUUUCUGUCAAUAGGCCUCUUCUUACCGCCAGGCGUCUCGAGGGCCGAGAGCGUAAAAGAUUCAGUCUGGCUGACUGGCCGGGUCAUCAUGCGUUCUUAAGCGGUUUGGAGAAUUCUGCGUCUGGGUUCCUCAACGGUGCCCCUGUCUUCGGUGCGCUGACCGCACCUGCUCCUGUGCCGGUCCCUGAGCUCCAGCUACCCCCCCAGCCAAUCUACCAGCAGGUGUUCCACCAGCCGGAAUGGGUGCCCGAGUCUCAGCCGCCCCAGAUUGCGUCAGUGGUUGUGUAUCCAGCCAACAAUGUCAACAUCAACACCCCUUGUGAACCAGCCGUUCCCGCGUUGGGCCAAGCCAUUGACAUAUACAACCACAACGCCACGCACCUCUACAUCACGCCCCAAGAGCCAGCGCCAGUUCUACCAGCACCCAUGGAGGUGGAUAUCCCGGAGCAAGAGGAAAUUCUCGACCCGAUGGACAUUUGGGAGGAUGUCCAGGAACAUGACGUCCUUGGUUUUAUGUCCGUCGAGGAAAUGGAAGCCGAACUGGCCAACGCCGACGACAACAACACCAACGUUGGUCAGAAUGACAAGUCGGACGAAAAGCCAGGCUACGAGAGCUUGGACGAUCGUAUGGGUGCCUCCCCAUUCAACGACUGCAAGAUUAGGAAGGAUCAAACCCCUACCACGUCUCAGUCGCGGCCCCUACACAAGCCCAAGUCGAUCAAGCCUCGUGCCUUGAGCUCCUCGGGUUCCUCUAGCGAUUCGAGCAACGGCGGUCUGACGCAAGACUCUACAUACAGGUACAACUCUAAGGGCAAGGCUGUUUCCAAGCCCUCUGUACAGUCUUCGUCGACGUCGCAAAGCAACAGCCUUGGUGGUGGGCUGCAGGCAAGCAUGUACAAUGCUAACAACCUUGCUUCCGCAGCGCAGACGCCAUCGUCCCAGGCUCUGCCAUCAGCACUGCAGUCGAAGCCGACAGUCAAUCAGUCACCAUUGGCUAAGGCGUUCGCUCAGUUCACGGUCCCACAGAUGCCACUACCUCAGGCUCAGCCGACAAUCGCUCAGUCGCCAUCCGCCCUGCCAUUGUCUCAACUCUCAGUCCCGCAGAUGCCACUGCCUGAGACCCAAUUCCAGGCUUACUCACCUGCAGCCAUGGCAGCCAAGGCAUUCCCUCGGGUAUUCUCUCCGGUGCCAGUUGUGCCAAUGUCUGAGUUCUCAGUCCCGCAGGUACAACUGCCCCAGGUCCCGCCCUCUACGCCGAAGCCGAAGCAGACAGUCCAGCAGAUGCCGCUGCCCCAGGAUCUGCCCCAGACGCCAAAGCCGAAGCCGACAACCUCUCAGCUGACCUGGCCCCAACCUGCACCCUCGACAUCGGAGCCUCGACAGACAAUGCCACAGGUCCUGCCCCCCCUGAAGCCUGAUCAGACAAUCCAGCAGAAGCCACCGACCCAGGAUCUGCCUCAAACGCCCAAGCCUCAGCCGACAACAUCGACGUCUAAGCCAAAGCAGACAACCCCGCAGGAGCCAUCGACCCAGGCACUGCCCCAGAUGCUAAAGGCCCAGAAAGAAAUGGCAGGAAGGCGGAUUGCCACUCCAAAAUCGCGAAAGGCAAUGAUCAACCAGGCUGAGAAGCCAUCUUCGACGACGGCGGCCCAGGAGCCUGCUCCAAAGAAGCCCCAGGCCCCUCGUCUUCCGGGAAAAUCCAAGCCAGCGAAUGCCACGUCGACCCUUUACACCGUGCCCGUGUCCUCUAAGGGCAAAGGUCCUGCAGCUAAGCCCGUGGCAUCGCAACCGGAAUUCGUCGAUGAAGAAGAAGACUUUGAAGACAAGGUCUGUGAGUUUAUGGAUGGUGGUCUGAGCCAUGAACAGGCCUAUACCAUGGCAGAACACUACUUCAACCAGCGAAAACUAAACCGUCGUUGA
This is a messenger RNA of Daldinia decipiens, 3012 nucleotides long. RefSeq lists its product as uncharacterized. Lineage: Eukaryota; Fungi; Ascomycota; Sordariomycetes; Xylariales; Hypoxylaceae. The record is from RefSeq and is a predicted model, not a curated record. The coding region runs from base 1 to 3012 and encodes 1003 amino acids. The transcript has 2 exons.